AUGUAUACCGGAAAAUUCAUCGAUUUUUGCGUUCUACUAUUAAUAAUAUGUAACAGCACGUAUUGUACGGCGAAAUUAUCAUUGUUCGAUCAAAGUAAAAAUGAAUUGGCAUCUUUUGACACCAUAAAUUUCAUAUGGAUUAAAUCCUCUUUGAUUUCCUUGAGCAAUGCAUCCUUGGUGAUCGGUGAAUUCUUGAGUGGUUCAACGCCGUGCAGAAUAAAACCUCCCUCGAUACCGAACAUUGACGUCAUAUUGAUAAAAUUUGAUAAGGCGUCAACAAAUUACGGAUGUUCUUCUUACGCGGACGUAAUUCAAAGUAACGGAUGGCUAGAUGAUCAAGAUGAUCAACCUGAAACGGCCGAGUUUCCUACCGAAUCCAUAACGAUUACAACAACCAUAUCGGGAUGUGAAUUAUCGUCAACACCUAAAUCAACAACAAUUUGUAACAAUGCGCUCUCUUUAAAUAUGGUACAACCACGAGACAAUGUUUCAACACCAAAGGUAAUAAUCUUCUCGUCAAUGAAUGGUGGUGAUCCUGGAAUAAGGGAUAAAUAUUAUGGAGACUUUAAGAUAUUAUCAAAGGCUAAAUCAAAUUUGGCAUUAAUAAGACGAUCUGAUGCGAAAAAGGUUUCAAAGUUAAAACCUAAAACUUCUUUUGUCGAGUUUAUAUCAGAAACGGGACCUUGGAUGGAAUUGCUCGAAAGCAAAGAAUUAAAAAUAUGGUCCAUUUUAUUUGGAAUCUUUUAUUCGUUCAUUAUAAUCUCGUCAUUUUCAUUAUUCGUCUUGGCCAUAAAAAAAUAUAAAUGUGCUCCUACAAAUCCAAGAUUAUGGUUAUUUAUUGCAAUUAUUUCUUGCGCAUGCAUUUUCCUUUCUAUGCUGGAAUAUGAUCCAUGGGCCAUGCGUUCUAAUCAUUUAUCAGAGUUGAAGUAUGAAUCUAUCGUCAUGACGGGAUAUUACGUGUUAUGCCUUUCUUAUGCGAUAUUCCUGUUUCCAUGGAUCAAAGCGACAAAGAAUUUGUCAGAAGAAGUAAUUUAUAGGAUAGAAUUGGUUCAAAAGUUAUGUCGCAUAUUUCAAUUUGGAAUAAUAAUCGCUAUAUUGUUGAAAACAGGAUCUAUAAUAUUUUACCUGUUUCGAUUUUCUUCAAUGAAAUUUAUAAUACCUUCAAAAUUAUUACAAUUGAUAUUUAUGAUACUGGAAGGAUUAUUCUGUUUGAUUACGAUGUUGAUUUUCGGGAUUUUCGGUACCAUCAUUUUCUUUGCAAGAAUGCAUGAACAACGUUUGAUACGAGCAUUAAGAAAAAGAAGAAGACCAAAUAAUGACGUUCCAAGUCAACCUAUGUUAUUAUUCGGAUUACAUUCAAAUACUAUUGGAAAAUAUUCUCACAUGACGUACACUGGUAGUAGUGAUGAAAACGUUACUAUCUCCACCAUCUCACCUCCCCCUUCAAGGGAUUCUUCUUUACAUAAUUCGAGUAUUGCCGCCGGCGCUACUUCUCGUCAUAAAAGGAGAACUACUGUGGAAAUUUUAUUUGGUAGAAGGAGUUUAGGAUU
Messenger RNA from Funneliformis mosseae, 1550 nucleotides. The record is from the annotation of a GenBank genome assembly. NCBI's taxonomy places the organism in Eukaryota, Fungi, Glomeromycota, Glomeromycetes, Glomerales, Glomeraceae.